GCGGUGCGGGCGGGCGAUGGUGGCGGGCGGGGCCGUGCGGCUGCUGCUGCUCGCGCGCCCCCUUCUCGGGCGGGCUGCUGGGGCGAGGGGGACAUGGCACGGCUGGACGGCCCCGGGGCGCGGAGGGCUGCGUGCCGGCCGCUGGGUUGCGGUGGCCUUGGCGGUGCCCACGGCGGUACCCGCUGGGACCGGCUGGAAGGGGAGGCCGGGCCACUGGGGACCGGUGUGGGUAGGGGAACGCGGCUCGGAGCGGCCACCCCAGGGGCUGCUGCAUCGCUUGGGUCUGGUGCUCCAGCUGGGUCUGCGGGCCUGCGGGCUGCUGCUGCGCUUCGGCCCCUUGCUGCUGCUCUACCCUCUGAGCCGUUUGUGGCCCGCCUUGGGAGCGCUGUGGCUGCGGCUGCUGCGGAGGGCAGCUGAGGCUGCCGGUCCCACCUGUAUUAAGCUGGGCCAGUGGGCCAGUACUCGUAGGGACCUCUUUUCCGAGGCCUUCUGUGAUGAGUUUUCUAAGCUGCACAUUGAGGUGAGCCCGCACCCUUGGAGCCACACUGAUGAGCUCCUGAGGAAGGCCUUCGGUGAGGACUGGAGAGGCAUCCUCAAGUUCCAAAGCCAGGAGCCAGUCGGCUCAGGCUGCGUCGCCCAGGUAUAUAAAGCCUAUGCCGAUCUCACAGCCAUCGCUGGCUGCCAGGUCAAGGAGGUAGCACAACGCUCGGAAUUACGGUCUGCUUUUGAAGCAUGGGAAGUGUCAGGCUUUAGAGGCCUCCUCAGCUGGCUAAGGAGGAGGAAGAGCCAAGAGAUGUGGGAGGAGAGGAGCAGGGAGCACCUGAGCCCAUCAAACUGCUCCCGAGGAAAUCCUGUGAGUGGGAUGUCCCUUAUGGAACAAACGGCCCAGCCACUCCUGAAUGCAAAUCCCUCAUCAGCCAGACAUCUCACGCCUGUAGCCAUUAAAGUCCUGCAUCCUGGGCUGGUCCAUCAAGUCCAGAUGGAUCUCUUCCUUAUGAAGCUGGGUAGCCACAUCAUUGGACUUCUCCCUGGAUUUAAGUGGCUCAGUUUGACAGAGAUUGUGGAGGAGUUUGAGAAGCUUAUGAUUCAGCAGAUUGAUUUACGCUAUGAAGCCAGAAAUCUGGAGCGCUUCCGACAGAAUUUCCUAGAUGUCGACUUUGUGAAGUUUCCAACUCCCCUUCGGCCUUUGGUGACGAGAGAAGUUCUCGUGGAAACCUUUGAGGAGAGUGAGCCUAUUUCACACUACCUGCAGGAGGAGACUGCCACAGAGCUGAGGCAGAGACUUGCAAAGAUGGGCAUGGACAUGCUCCUAAAGAUGAUCUUUGUUGACAACUUUGUCCAUGCUGACCUGCACCCUGGGAACAUCCUGGUUCAAGGCUCUGCUUUUGUCAGCACUGGCUGCAAGGAGCAGACAGCCAUUGUGGACCUGUGUGACACACUUGUGGUGGAAGUGCAGCCACCUGUCAGAGGUCUCUGCCUGGUGCUGCUGGAUGCGGGGAUUGUGGCAGAGCUGCAACACGCUGACCUGCAGAACUUCCGGGCUGUUUUCACAGCUGUGGUCCAGGGCCAGGGGGAGAGAGUGGCAGAACUAAUCCUGCAUCACGCCCGUGCCAACCAGUGCCAGGACAUAGAGCGGUUCAAAGCCGAGAUGGCAGAACUAGUGACCAAGGUCCGAGGGAACACCGUUGCCCUGGGAAAGCUUCAAGUGGCAAAUCUCCUCUCCAAUGUCUUUAAACUAUUGAUGACACAUAAGGUGAAGCUUGAGAGCAAUUUUGCUUCCAUCAUCUUUGCCAUCAUGGUUCUGGAAGGUCUUGGUCGUUCACUGGACCCUGAACUGGACAUCCUAGAGGCAGCUAGACCACUGCUCAUCAAAAAUGCAGCUUCUGUCCUUAAAUAGACUGUGGCUGCUGCCCUCUUGCUGUGCAGGAUUAUCCAUGCCAUCUGACAGAAGCUGAAGGUGGAAAGUCAGGAGCAUCUUGGGAGAAAUGCUGUGCAGUGUUGCUCUGCAUUGACGUUGCCUUCAGUCAUUUCAGCCAGGUACCAGACAUGGGAUGAUUGGAAGGUCUGUUCCAGAAACCAGGAAGACUUUGCACAACUGGAGAGUUCUGACUUGUUAAUACAGUUGCUCUGGUAGUUUUUAAACUGACUUACUGUGUAGCUGAGGUGCUCAAGAUCACUGCAGCCUGAUGAGAAAAGCAGUUUUACUUGUCUGAAAGUCUUUAAAUAUUUAACCUGAUAUAUUUAUGUCGA
Messenger RNA from Dryobates pubescens (Downy woodpecker), 2250 nucleotides. It is a transcript of the gene ADCK2, whose product is annotated as aarF domain containing kinase 2. The record is from RefSeq and is a predicted model, not a curated record. NCBI's taxonomy places the organism in Eukaryota, Metazoa, Chordata, Aves, Piciformes, Picidae. Bases 17 to 1897 code for a protein of 626 amino acids. The transcript has 8 exons. Gene Ontology annotation, cellular component: mitochondrion.